CAUGGAAACUGAUAAAGACAACAAAAAACAAGUUUUUAAGAAGGAUUCGCCAGAUGAAUUUAUGAAAGAUGAACAAAAUAAGGGUUUAGUGGAUGAAAUUACAAAGGAAAAUAUCCAGUUAAAGGAGGAGAUUCAAAAGCUUGAAGCCGAGUUACAAGAGGCCACCACAGGAUUCCAGAUUAAAGAGGAUAUUCCUGAGACAAAGAUGAAAUUCAUAUCAGUUGAAACUCCUGAGAAUGACAGCCAGCUUUCAAAUAUCUCCUGUUCAUUUCAAGUGAGCUCAAAAGUUCCUUAUGAGCUACAAAAAGGACAAGCACUUAUCACCUUUGAAAAAGAAGAAGUUGCCCAAAAUGUGAUAAGAGUGGGGAAACAUCGUGUGCAGAUAGAAGAUGUAAACGUGGAGCUUUUGGCCAAGCCAGUUCCACUAAACUCUGGAGUCAGAUUCCAGGUACAAUGGAGAUUAAAAUUUUGUGGAGUUUUGUUAAUCAUGGGUUCUUUUGCCAUCCGUAUUUCUGAAUAUGAAACAAUUUUCCAGGUUCAUGUGGAAGUUUCUAAAGUAAAAAUCAACGUUACUGAAAUUCCUGAUGAAUUGCCUGAAGAUCAGAUGAGAGACAAGCUAGAACUAAGCUUUUGCAAGUCCCGAAACGGAGGUGGAGAGGUGGAACAUGUGGCCUAUAAUAAGCAGUCCCGAAGUGCCGUCAUCACAUUUGUGGAACCUGGAGUUGCUGACAAGAUUUUGAAAAAGAAAGAAUAUCCUCUUUAUAUAGAUCAAAGCUGCCAUAGAGUCACUGUUUCUCCAUACACGGAAAUGCACUUGAAAAAGUAUCAGGUGUUUUCCGGAAUAUCUAACAGGACGGUCCUUCUGACUGGAAUGGAAGACAUUCAGGAGGAUGAAGAAAUGGUGGAAGAUUUAAUCAGCAUUCACUUUCAACGGGCAAAGAAUGGAGGUGGAGAAGUAGAUGUGGUCAAGUGUUCCCUGGGUCAACCUCACACAGCAUACUUUGAAGAAUAGACUGAUGCAGUCAGAUGAAAAUCACUGCAAAUGUUUGGCCAAAGUGAAUAUUCUUUUCCUUAAAAAAAUGAAAACUCUAAUUUUUGGUGUCCAUUUAUGCUUAGAUACAAAAUAUAUUUCCAUGUUUUUGAGUUCUU
Molecule: messenger RNA, 1149 nt
Organism: Carlito syrichta (Philippine tarsier)
Lineage: Eukaryota; Metazoa; Chordata; Mammalia; Primates; Tarsiidae
Gene: NMI
Product: N-myc and STAT interactor
Exons: 6
Coding region: 2-1012 (336 amino acids)
Cellular component (GO): cytoplasm
Source: RefSeq, a predicted model, not a curated record